AUGCAUGCAUUUUCUUUUUUAUUGUCCACUUUCUUCUGUAUCUUUCUCCCUUUUCAAUUCUUUCAGACUCCUUUAUUCUUUCUAUUUCUCUCUUUCUCUUUUUCAUCUCUCUCUCUCUCUCUCUCUCUCUCUUUUUCAUCCUCUUCGUGUUCCUGUUUUCAUCUCUUCCUUCUUCUUCAAGUUUUUUCUCUCAUUUUUUCCUUCCUCAUCACUUUUCUUUUCUUCUUCUUCUUCUUCAUCUUCUUCUUCUUCUUCUUCUUCUUCUUCUUCUUCUUUACUAUUCAUCAAAUUUUCAUUCUGCUUUAUUUUCGCGUCAUUGUUUUGUCUGUUCUCCAAAUCACUCCCGUUUUCUUCUUCAUCAGUUUCUUAUUCACUUUUUCGACUUCUUCUUCGUCUAUUUUACAAUUGGCUACUUUUGAUUUUCUCCUAUCCUUUCUUCCAUUCUUUUCUCGUUUCUAUUCUUUCUUUAAGUCCGAAUUUCCUCUUCGCCAUUUUCUUCUACUGAUUCGGUUUCAUCUUCAAAUUUGUUCUCCUCUUUUUCUGACUUUCUUCUUCGCUCCCACUUACAUUUUUUCUUUCUCUCUCUCUCUCUCUCUCUCUCUUUCUUUCUUUCUUUCACUUCCAUUUUUAUUUAUUUCACUCUCCCAUUCGCAUUUUUCUUCCUUUUUCUCUUUCUUUCUCCCACUCGCAUUUUUCUUCCUUUUUCUCUUUCUUUCUCCCACUCGCAUUUUUCUUCCUUUUUCUCUUUCUUUCUCCCACUCGCAUUUUUCUUCCUUUUUCUCUUUCUUUCUCCCACUCGCAUUUUUCUUCCUUUUUCUCUUUCUUUCUCCCAUUCGCAUUUUUCUUCCUUUUUCUUUUCUUUCUUUCCACUCCCUUUUCUUCCUUUUUCUUUCUUUCUCCCACUUUUUUUUCCUUUUCUUUUCUUUCUCCACUCGCAUUUUUCUUCCUUUUUCUCUUUCUUUCUCCCACUUUUUUCUUCCUUUUUUCUUUCUUUCUCCCAUUCGCAUUUUUUCUUCCUUUUUCUCUUCUUUCUCCCAUUCGCAUUUUUCUUCCUUUUCUCUUUUUUUCUCCCCUCGCAUUUUUCUUCCUUUUUUUCUCUUUCUUUCUCCCAUUCGCAUUUUUCUUCCUUUUUCUUUUCUUUCUCCCAUUCUUUUUCUUCCUUUUCUCUUUCUUUCUCCCACUCGCAUUUUUUCUUCCUUUUUUUCUUUCUUUCUCCCAUUCGCAUUUUUCUUCCUUUUCUUUUUCUUUCUCCCAUUCGCAUUUUCUUCCUUUUUUUCUUUUUUCUCCCACUCGCAUUUUUCUUCCUUUUUCUCUUUCUUUCUCCCAUUCGCAUUUUUCUUCCUUUUUCUCUUUCUUUCUCCCACUCGCAUUUUUCUUCCUUUUUCUCUUUCUUUCUCCCACUCGCAUUUUUCUUCCUUUUUCUCUUUCUUUCUCCCAUUCGAAUUUUUCUUCCUUUUCUUUCUUUCUCCUAUUCGCAUUUUCUUCCUUUUUUCUUUCUUUCUCCCAUUCAUUUUUUCUUCCUUUUCUCUUUCUUUCUCCCACUCGCAUUUUUCUUCCUUUUUCUCUUUCUUUCUCCCAUUCGCAUUUUUCUUCCUUUUUCUCUUUCUUUCUCCCAUUCGCAUUUUUCUUCCUUUUUCUCUUUCUUUCUCCCAUUCGCAUUUUUCUUCCUUUUUCUUUUCUUUCUCCCAUUCGCAUUUUUCUUCCUUUUCUCUUUUCUUUCUCCCAUUCGCAUUUUCUUCCUUUUUUUUCUUUCUUUCUUCCAUUUUCUCUUUCUUUCUCCACUCGCAUUUUUCUUCCUUUUUCUCUUUCUUUCUCCCAUUCGCAUUUUUCUUCCUUUUCUCUUUCUUUCUCCCAUUCGCAUUUUUCUUCCUUUUCUCUUUCUUUCUCCCAUUCGCAUUUUCUUCCUUUUUUUUCUUUCUCCCAUUCCUUUUCUUCCUUUUUCUUUUUCCCCAUUCGAAUUUUUUUCUUCCUUUUUUCUUUUUUUUCUCCCAUUCGCAUUUUUCUUCCUUUUCUCUUUUUCUUUCUCCCACUCGCAUUUUCUUCCUUUUUCUCUUUCUUUCUCCCACUCGCAUUUUCUUCCUUUUUCUCUUUUCUUUCUCCCCACAUUUUUUCUUUUUUCUUUCUUUCUCCCUCACUCGCAUUUUUUCUUUUUUUUCUCUUUCUUUCUCCCCUCGCAUUUUCUUCCUUUUUCUCUUUCUUUCUCCCACUCGCAUUUUUUCUUCCUUUUUCUUUUUUUUUCCCCAUUCGCAUUUUCUUCCUUUUUCUUUCUUUCUCCCACUCGCAUUUUUCUUCCUUUUUCUCUUUCUUUCUCCCAUUCGCAUUUUCUUCCUUUUCUCUUUCUUUCUCCACUCGCAUUUUUUUCCUUUUUCUCUUUCUUUCUCCCACUCGCAUUUUUUCUUUUUUCUUUCUUUCUCCCAUUCGCAUUUUUCUUCCUUUUCUCUUUCUUUCUCCCACUCGCAUUUUUUCUUCCUUUUCUUUUCUUUCCCCUCGCAUUUUUUCUUCCUUUUUUCUUUCUUUCUCCCACUCGCAUUUUUCUUCCUUUUUCUCUUUCUUUCUCCCACUCGCAUUUUUCUUCCUUUUUCUCUUUCUUUCUCCCAUUCGCAUUUUUCUUCCUUUUUCUCUUUCUUUCUCCCACUCGCAUUUUUCUUCCUUUUUCUCUUUCUUUCUCCCACUCGCAUUUUUCUUUCUGCACCUUGA
Molecule: messenger RNA, 2697 nt
Organism: Acanthosepion pharaonis
Lineage: Eukaryota; Metazoa; Mollusca; Cephalopoda; Sepiida; Sepiidae
Source: the annotation of a GenBank genome assembly